This is a messenger RNA of Brachypodium distachyon (stiff brome), 1919 nucleotides long. Its product is annotated as actin-related protein 3. Gene Ontology annotation, biological process: Arp2/3 complex-mediated actin nucleation. Gene Ontology annotation, cellular component: actin cortical patch; Arp2/3 protein complex. Gene Ontology annotation, molecular function: actin filament binding. Lineage: Eukaryota; Viridiplantae; Streptophyta; Magnoliopsida; Poales; Poaceae. The record is from RefSeq and is a predicted model, not a curated record. The transcript is spliced from 10 exons. The coding region runs from base 307 to 1614 and encodes 435 amino acids.
UCAACUCCCAAGAGAGAGAGACCAGGCUGCUGCUUCUUCUUCUUCCUCCUCCUUCCCCUUCCUUCCCGCUUCCCUCGUCAACCAAACCACCCCCCAAAUCAAACCAAACCAAAUCAAACCACCACGACCCGGCUCGCGCAGCCUCCCCUCUCGCCGCCCACCAAAUCUCCCGGCGCGCCCGCCCAUUCGGACGACCACCGCCGAUCGCCCCCCGCCCCGCCUCCCCGAUGCUUCCCCGGGCCGCCGCGGAGGAGAUAUGACCCGGCGGGGAACCGCCCCCGCCGCCGACGCCGACGCCCCAACGCCAUGGACCCCUCCGAGCGCCCCGCCGUCGUCAUGGACAACGGCACAGGGUACAGCAAGCUUGGCUUUUCUGGAAAUUCCGAGCCAUCUUUCACCAUCCCUACUAUAGUAGCCGUGAACGAAUCUUUCUUGGACCAAUCAGAGCAGUGCAGUAGUGCAAAUUGGUUAGCACAGUAUAAUGCAGGCGUCAUGGCUGACCUUGAUUUUUUUAUCGGGGAUGAGGCUGUGUCGCAUUUGAGAUCCAGUGGCCUGUACAGUUUAAGAACCCCAAUUCGUCAUGGUCAGGUUACUGACUGGGAUACGAUGGAAAGAUUUUGGCAGCAAUCCAUUUUCAAUUAUCUACGCUGCAACCCUGAAGAACACUACUUCCUUCUUACAGACAGUCCUGUCAGUACGCCUGAAAGUCGUGAAUGUAUGGGAGAAAUAAUGUUUGAGACCUUCAAUGUCCCUGGUCUAUAUAUUUCUGUCCAAUCUGUGCUCAGCCUCUCUGCUGGAUAUGCAUAUCUGAGAUCUCUUUCUGAAGAGGAAGCAGAUUCUGAGUCUGAUAUGACAGGUGUAGUAGUUGACAUUGGGGAGGGAGCUCCACAUAUUGUCCCAGUUGUAAACGGCUAUGUAAUUGGGAGCAGCAUAAAGUCUUUUCCUCAUUCUGGAAGUGAUGUAACUCAGUUUGUUCUGCAGCUUUUACAGGAAAGAGGUGAGCUUCUUCCACCUGAUGACGCUUUGGAUAUUGCUCGUAGGGUGAAAGAAACAUAUUGCUAUACUUCUUCAGACAUUGUCAAGGAGUUCAAGAAGCAUGACAGCAAGCCUAGUAAAUAUAUCAAGCAAUGGUCUGCAGUCAAACCAAAGACUGGGGUCCCAUACACAAUUGACAUUGGAUAUGAGCGUUUUCUUGGACCAGAGAUUUUUUUCAACCCUGAGAUGUAUUCUGAGGACUUCUUCACUCCUUUACCUGAACUGAUUGACAACUGCGUUCAAUCUGCACCAAUUGACACAAGGAGAGCUCUGUAUAAGAACAUAGUAUUAUCUGGUGGAUCUACCAUGUUUAAAGACUUCCACAGGAGACUCCAAAAUAAUUUGAAGAAGAUAGUAGAUGAGCGUGUUGCCGCAACUAAUGCCUGUCAUCAUGUGGAGGUGAAACCUGUUGAAGUCAACGUUGUCACCCAUCCUAUACAGAGCUAUGCAGUUUGGUUUGGCGGUUCAGUAGCUGCAUCUAGCCCUGAGUUUUUCGAGUGUUGCCACACAAAGGAAGAUUACGAGGAACAUGGAGCAAGCAUCUGCCGAACAAGCACUGUUUUCAAAGGAAUGUACUGAAGAUCUGAUGGAUCGAAAACUAUUUUUUGUAGGAGCUCGUUUAGGUUUCUCCGAAAAUAGAAUAGUCAAAUUUGAUUCUUUUAUUUUGGCCCCGUCCCAACCAUAACUCGUCAUCCUAAUUAGAUUGGUAUGUAGCUCUCUCUGUUCUGUACCGCAUUUUGUGCAUAGCCCACAAACUCUUCCUGUUCCAGGUGCAUGUUUGUAGCCAAUUUUGUCUUACCCAGAAAGAAUUUUCACUCUUGCGAUUGUGCUGUUGUUUAUAUACAGAUAGAUUGGAUGAACAGUUCUGUUCUUUUUUGCAUGAA